AGACCAGUGGACGACAGUUUAAGGAUAACUGUUGAAAACAAUGAUUAUUAUCGCAGGACUCAUACUUCACCCUCUAGAGAUCGGUUUAGACACGAAGAAGAACUUCGAGAACGUCAUUCAGUCGCAAAAAAAACGAUUCUAAUGAACUUACAUAAAUCUGCAAUACAGCAAAUUUGUCUACCAGAUUGAAGAAUAUCCAAUGAAGCAAAUUAUUUAUUUUAUUUCUAGAGAACGUAGAUUCUUUUUGUCAACUAACAAAAAUUUAGAUUAGAUAUUAGGAGACAUCAGUACAGAUAUAUCAAUAAUUAAUCAAUUGUAGUGGAGUAAGGAUAAAAAGAAAUAAGCUAAAUAAAUAGUAUAUAAGUGAAAUUAUCAGCUCUAGCUAAAUGCCGGGAGGGAGAAAUAAAAUAUGUACCUAUGUGUCAUCCCAUUGUGGUGGUGAAUGAGUUAGCUAUCAUAAAAUGCGAAGAACAGGUAUUACUCCAGAAAUUUGUAAAUGUGCACAGCUGUUAUGAAGAGUAAGUGUACUUGAGGAAAAUUCACUCUUAUUUUCGAUCACAUAGUAUGCCUUUCUAAGUUAUGUUAUAACACUAAUAAACGACUUGAAUUGUUUAUACAUGAAUGUCGAAGGGAGCAUCAUUUUUCACCAAUGCAUGAUCAUCAUCGUCAGUCGUACAGAAGAGAUCGUGAAGACCAUAUCAGAGACGCAUGGCCUGCUGUGCAACAUGACCGCCGUGAAUUCGAUAAGAGAUCUCCGAGACAAUCACCCAGCCGAUAUUCUUCUUGGCGAAGAAAUUCAAGAGAUCGAUCACCACCACGUGUCCAAUCUCCAAUCCCUCCACAUGUUUCUUCUAGAAGUCCUGCGUUGCCCCCUGGUGUGCCCACCAAAGGACGAAAUCUUUUCUAUCGCUCGAGAUCUAGAUCUUCCAGCCCUAGGAGACGUAAAUCUCGGUCAAGGUCAUUAUCACGAGGUCGUAGUCGUUACAGAAGUAGCAGAUCACCGAGACGACAUUCGCCACCACAUCAUUCAGGCAGACGAUCAUCAAGUUAUGGAUCAAGAAAGCGAUUCAAACAUAGAUCAUCUUCCUCAUCAAGUUCAAGCUCUCGUAGUCAUUCCAGAAGUUUAUCGAAAAGUAAUACAAACAGGGAUUUCAAUCCGCUUCACCUAAAGGCGGAAGACAAUUCUGAGGAAGAAAACAGCAACAAUGCGGGAUAUCUUCAUCCUGUUCUGAAUAGAGGUCCGAAAGAAGAGAAACGCUCUUAUCCACUUGUUGCCAGUCAACCCACUGCCACCGUUGUAACCAAUUCUUCAACUAACAUUGCAAGCUUAGCCGCCUUGAGUCAAGCUUAUGGAAAUAGUCCUCCUAAGCAAUCAUAUACCCAGCAAGAUAUUGAUGACGAAGAUAGGUUCCUAUAUGGUGAAUCACUGGGCUAUACAGCAGAAGAAGUAAAAGCUAUCAAGCCCCCUGUCCCUACUGCGGUGCAGGAAAAGAAACCUGAGCCUGUGCAAGUACCCAAUGAACCAAAAAUACCAACAAAAAUGACUCCUGGUGGAUUUGAUUCAAACGCAUUGAAAAACGUUUUAAAAGCUAUUGGAUUCAACUUCGAAAUGUCAGCUCAGCAAAGUCAGACUGCCCAAUCCACACAUGUACCAGAUUUAACAACUCCAACGCCAGAUCCUCAACCUAUAAAGCCAGUUCAGCAUAGAAUUGAGAAACCACAACAAAUUCAAACAAUUCAAGGAGGUCAAGUGGCAAGACCAAGGCUUGCUCCUCAACCAGUUCAAACUGCUCAGCAAUAUUAUCAACCAUAUGAUCCGUACAAUCAGGCAGCCAGCAUUCCGUAUGCACCUGCUGUAGCACCAACUAUACAACCUUCAAUAAACACUAGUCUUGGAUAUCCAAUACAUGUCCAAGGUCCGCUUAAUCCAGAUGGAAGCGUUUUAGUUUAUCAACCAGUGAGCAGUGUUGCUCAAUCUCCACAAGCACUAUAUCAGCCACAUCAGCAAAUAGUUCCUCCUCAAACAAGCGGUCGUGUUGUUCUGCCACCCCAUCGACCUGACACUCCAGCGAAAAAAACUGACGAUGCUCGACAAGAAAGAUUAAAAUAUCUUAAACUUGAGUUAGAAAAAUUAAAGAAACAACAAAAUGAGUUAUUGCGAAAAAAGCGACGAGAAAAAGAUGGUCAUAAAGAUCCUCUCAUCAAAAAGAACAAUUUAUUACAGGCUGGUGUAGAAGAACAGAUUAAAGAAAUACGCCAGGCAGCUGAAAAGGCUGCUGGUAUCGCAUCUGCUACAGAAAGUAGUGAGGAUGAAGCAACGCAGGAAGAUAAAGAAGACAAAUAUGAUUAUUUUGACCCUGGAAACCAUUUGUGCAAGAUAUGUGAUACAGUUUCUGCAGAUCUAGCGGAGUUUUUAACUCAUCUUCACAGCAAAUCUCAUAGAAAGUCAAUUGAUCCAUAUGAUAGACCAUGGAAUGAUGACGAUCAACCUAAAAAGAAGAAAGCUGAUGACUGUGUUACCAAGGCUUUAAAAGGAUCAGAAUUCUUGAUUCCGGUCACUGGAUAUUUCUGCACUUUAUGUCAAACGUUUUCAGGAGAUCAAAUAUGUGCUGAGGAGCAUUGUAAAAGUUAUUUGCACAACACAAUAUAUAAGAAACAUUGUAAAAAGCAUCAUUCAUAUGAAAAGAAGUUCAAAAAGAAGAAAAAGGCUGUGAUACAGGCCAUGGAAAAUGGAAAUAAAAAUAUGAAGGAAAAAAAUAUCAACACUCAAGUCAAAUAUGUGGACAAGCCUGCAAAAGCGAAGGAUGAACAGAAGCAUGUGUUAAAAGAAUCAAAACCGAUAUUGAAGGAAUCAAAAUACUCUGAUCGAGUGGAGAGAGUUUUAAAAUACAUAGAAAAUGAUGGCACUGCACAGGAUAAGGGAGAUAAGGCUUCACACAAAAAAGAAAAGAAGCAUAAAGAUGUAAAAAGGGAACACUCUCAGCACAGAUAUGAGGAGCCUGAAAGGCAACACCACCGUGAUUCUGAAAGACGAAGCUAUGACAGAUCAUCAUUCGGAGAUGGAGACAAGGAGAAACCUAAAUCAUAUAGACAAGAAGAAAAGGAUGAGAAAAGACAUUAUAGAGAGGAUAGAAAAGAUGAAAGGAAACUGCCUCGAAAAUAUUCAGAUGAAUUUCGUGAGAGAUCAGCAGACCACACAAGACCUAGAAAAAAUCGCUGGUCUCCGGGUUAUGAUGAAUAUGAUAGACAGCAAGACGAUAGAUAUGAAGUCAGACAUGAUAAACGUCGCGUUGAAACAAGACGUAGCCAUCGCUCGCGUAGUCGCAGUCAUGAAAACAAAUGGGUUGAAAAAUCUCCACAGAUUAUUCCAAAGAAAGAAGAGAAUGAAAAUAACAGUAAGCCAGUUGUUACUUCAUCCAGCUCUAAAAUUCCAACACCCGGUUUUGGCAAGUUCUCAUGGGGUUCUGGUUCAAAAGCAGAAACAGUCAAACAGUUCGAUCAAGUGCCUGUGGAUAAUCCUGUUCUACCGAAUGAAGCUCAUGACCAUAAUAGGAAUGGAGACCUCGCUGGAAAAGGUAAAAUUGCCAUCAAAAUAACUGGAAAGAGUCAAAUAUAUCCUCCACGACUUUCUGUUCCUACAAGCGUUUCAAAAUCAGACUCAAUAUUUCAACCAGAGUCCGAUAAAGCCAUACAAGACAAAAAAACAGCAGAGCUGCAGAAAAAGGUCGAAGCGUUGAAGAGAGAAAAUGCGCUUCGAAAUCACUUAUCAUCUAUAACUUUACCAGCUGGACGUAGUGCCAGGCAAUUUCAACCUAAACCCAAUACAGCAGCUGUUAUCCUGGGUACUCGUGCAAUUAGCAAAACUAACAACUUACCAUUUGGUAGAAAUAAAGAUUCAGCUGUCAUUAAGGACAAUACAAACGAAUUUAUUCCGGUCCCUCCAGUCACUGCACCACUUUUUGUUCCUGCAAGAUUUACAAGAUCAAUGGCAAAAAAAGAUGAACCAUUUCCACCCAGUGGAUGCAAGUUCAAGCCUAUGAUUCCUCGUGAACCAACACACGAGCCACCUCCACCUGGAAUGGCUGAACCUCUUCCUCCUGGAGAAGAUGUAAUUACAAUGGGAGAUGCAGAUGACGGAGCAAACUCAGAUGCGAGUGGAAUAAGUAUGGAAAUAGCCAGCGAUGAGGACUAACAUUUGUCAAUUUGCAUUCACAGUCACACUGUCUCUAGUUUUUUGAAAUCGUGUUCAAAAUUAAUUUUUACUUUGAUUGUGAUAAAAGUUCAUGGUUUGUGAGAA
Molecule: messenger RNA, 4297 nt
Organism: Styela clava
Lineage: Eukaryota; Metazoa; Chordata; Ascidiacea; Stolidobranchia; Styelidae
Biological process (GO): negative regulation of DNA-templated transcription; positive regulation of DNA-templated transcription
Cellular component (GO): nucleoplasm
Molecular function (GO): zinc ion binding; nucleic acid binding
Source: RefSeq, a predicted model, not a curated record